Molecule: messenger RNA, 1736 nt
Organism: Gigantopelta aegis
Lineage: Eukaryota; Metazoa; Mollusca; Gastropoda; Neomphalida; Peltospiridae
Exons: 3
Coding region: 952-1404 (150 amino acids)
Biological process (GO): positive regulation of voltage-gated potassium channel activity; regulation of synaptic transmission, cholinergic; sleep
Source: RefSeq, a predicted model, not a curated record
GAGAGAGAGAGAGAGAGAGAGAGAGAGAGAGAGAGAGAGAGAUGGGAAGGGAGGGAAUCCAUAUACAUUUUGUUCUCUCGAUAUAAUAGUCUAAGACUCUUCCCCUGGAUCCGGGACUGUUAAUUCAACUACCUUAAAAACGAAAGCUGUUUAAUGUUUUACAAUCUCGUGCCACAGCAGCAAAUGAUGAUAACAGACAAGUUAAAAACAGAAAGAAAGAAAAGAAGGAAAGAAACAAACAAACAAAAACAUCCGAAACUAUGGCCUAAAUACUGUUAUUUAAAAUGGGAUCCCAAGCUGAUUAAGAUCAGUCUUCAUGCACGUGUCUUCUAUGCUUAUUAUCCGCCUUUUCUGUGAACCCGUACGUCCUUUUCUCGACCCAUCGGUGUCCUUAGUGAAACGGCAGUCAAUCAUAUUUGCCAAUGACAAUAUAUGCUUAAGAACAAAUUCGACACUUUGAUCCAAUGUUAUUAAAAUAGGCUAUUUUAAUAGCCAUCCAAUACAACCUACCAAGUCUGUCCUGCUCGUCCACACAACAGAUCCGAGGCUAAAGCACGUGCCUUCAGUGCAUGUUGAAUAAUCCACCAUUGAUCUCCAGACUUCUAUAUCAAAAAGAAAAUCAAUGCAGGGGCAAUGUCGGUCAAAAUCCCCAAAUAUCAAUAUAUCGAUGCCGUGAACAUAACGGCAUGCACGACAAUAGUCUGUCUGCAGACAUGCCCACUGUUUGCAUACCGCGAUCAGGCAAUUAAAAAAAGGCGAGGAUAUUCCGCGAGGAAACCAGUAUUCUCCAUCACAGAGCCAGUCAGAUAUUGGCUCUAUCACUAUUGGCUCGCAGACGAGUCUGAACACUAGCAGACGAUAACUAACGCCAGCUGUGUCUUCUGCUUUUUUCCCCCGAAGCAUCGAGUAACCCGGAUGUUAGUUCCUGCCAUUCGUAUGUGCUGAUCAAAGAUGGAUGCAAGGGCUUGCUUCGGUUUUCUUCUUCCUCUAGUCCUGUGGAUAUCUCUUCUCGUCGAAAAAGGACUGGCUAUCCGCUGCUUCAUGUGUAACUCGAAUCUGCACGGAUCAGACUGUUCUGACCUGAUGUCUCUCGACGAGGAACGGCGCAAUAUGUACAACCAGGAAUGCGACUUCUUGGAAGGAAACAGAUCCUAUACGCGGUGUAGAAAAAUGGUUCAAGAAUAUGAGGAAGAAACCAGAAUUAUUCGGCAGUGCGCUACCCAGGGCGAUGAUGGAUGCAUUCAACGAACAGGGACAUAUAAAGUGAAAUUUCUCUACUGCCAGUGUAGCGAACCAUUGUGUAAUUCAUCGGGAAGAAGUCAACCAUUUCUAAUAGUGGCCGUUUUCAGUGUUUUAUUGUGCGUCUUCAUUCCAUCGUUAAAAGAUUACCUGUUCGGCUUCUGAGAUGGAUUUACCUACAUACGUACCAAAUAUGCAAAUAUAUAGGACGGGUCUUAUUAUAGAAUUAUUUAAGGGUUAUUUCUCAAAGAAUAAAGCAUUGUUAAGGACUGUUCGACUAAAGGAUAAAGCAUUGUUAAGGACUGUUCCACUAAUGGAUAAAACAUUGUGUUAAGUGCUAUUUCACAAAUGGCCUCGGCAUUAAGGGCUAUUCCACAAAUAAUCACUGAGUUAAGGGCUAUUCUACAAAAUAUAACACACUGUUAAGGGUUAUCCACAAAAUAUAGCACACUGUUAAGAGUUUAGGGCCGUAGCUAGCGCCCCCCCCCCCCCCCCCC